AUGUCAACUCAAAUAAAGAUCCCUUACGUCCGUCUAGGAAAUUCUGGUUUGAAAGUCUCAAAGAUCAUUCUUGGGGCCAUGCAGUAUGGCGAUCCUGGCUGGCAGCCAUGGGUUCUCGGCGAGGAAGAAGCCAUCAAGCAUAUUAAGGUUGCAUACGACGCGGGCAUUCAAACCUUCGACACUGCAAAUGUCUACUCCAAUGGCCUUUCCGAGAUUAUUCUGGGCAAAGCGAUCAAAGAGCUCAAGCUUCCGCGGGAUGAAAUUGUUGUUAUGACUAAGCUCUACGCCACUGUUGCUCGGGAAUUUGAAACCAACCUCGUCGCAAAGGGCCUCGAGCCCGAUGCCAAUGGAUAUGUUAAUCAGCACGGUCUGAAUCGCAAGCACGUCUUCGAGUCUGUCAAGCAUAGCCUCGAGCGUUUGCAGCUUGACUAUGUUGAUGUCCUCCAGUGCCACCGAUUCGACCCAGAUACACCCAUCGAGGAGACGAUGCAAGCUCUCCAUGAUGUCGUAAAGGCCGGAUAUGUCCGCUACAUCGGCAUGAGUUCUUGCUACGCCUGGCAGUUCAGCGCGAUGCAGAAUUAUGCUAUCAACAACAAAUUGACACCUUUCAUCUCCAUGCAGAACCACUACAGCCUUCUCUAUCGCGAGGAGGAGCGAGAGAUGUUCCCUACUCUUAAGUACUUCGGUGUUGGGGCUAUCCCAUGGUCGCCUCUUGCGCGUGGUCUCCUCGCUCGCCCCCUCUCGGCUCAGACAAAACGAGGGGACACCGAUUCCUAUAUUAACGUCUACUCUCACUCCGAGACGCCUGGGACAGCCGAGAUUAUAGGACGAGUUGAGGAAGUGGCCAAGAAACGAGGGAUAAGCAUGGCUCAAGUCGCCAUUGCCUGGAUCCUCUCAAAGGACGGUGUCUCCGCUCCGAUCGUGGGCACGACGAGCCUGAAGAACUUGGAGGAUAUUAUUGCUGGCGUGAAUGUCAAGCUGACUGAUGAAGAAGUGAAGUUCUUGGAGGAGCCGUAUAAGUCCCAGAAGAUCAUCGGCCACUAA
Molecule: messenger RNA, 1044 nt
Organism: Cyclocybe aegerita
Lineage: Eukaryota; Fungi; Basidiomycota; Agaricomycetes; Agaricales; Hemipholiotaceae
Source: the annotation of a GenBank genome assembly